Rotaria socialis is the source of this 816-nucleotide messenger RNA. The record is from the annotation of a GenBank genome assembly. NCBI's taxonomy places the organism in Eukaryota, Metazoa, Rotifera, Eurotatoria, Philodinida, Philodinidae.
AUGAAAACAAAACCCGAAAUAAAGAAUAAAUCUACUGCAAUCAAACAUCGUCAUAAUAAUCGCCAAAAAGAAAAAUUAAAAAUCAAUUUGUCCAAAGACUCAUUUGUUGAUCAAGAGCAACAAUUAUCAACAUGUGUUUGGUGCAGACAGCUAGUUGGUCAAUUUUUUACAAUACAAAAUGAUGAGGCUGCUUCGAAAAUAUUAUGUAGUGAAGUAUGUUUUAAUCAAUAUCGUCGAGCUGCAUUUAAAAACAAUAAGAUUAAAAAGCAAUUGAAAAUUGAAGAAGUAACUUCACUGAUACCUAAGAACACUACCGUAUCAAAGUCAACAACAAAUGAAGUCAAACGUGGUAAUCAACGAAAAGUCUUAUCACUACAGUGUCAGUCAAAAUCCUCAAUAAAGAAGAAUGAAGCUACUCGAAGAUCAUCUCCUCUAACAUGGUUACCACGCAUGCCAAAAUAUCACCGAUCAUCAUUUCGUCCUAACGAAGCAAUAACUAAUCUUUCAACAGAUUUUACUCUUUCACCUUUCGCUUACAUUCCAACAGCUCCUAUCAAUCUAAAUUAUCAUCCAAAUCUAUCCGCCCCUUUCCGUCAAUAUCCUUCGGCAUUACCAAUGAGAACAAUGCCCAUAAAUCCUUUUCCAAUAGUAACAAAACAAUUUCCACCGAAUUAUACGUGCAUUCUACCAAGUUUUAUUCAGUUGCCAAUAUCGAUUCCACUAUGUUUUCCUGUUCAAUCGCCAUACACAAAAUGUUCCAUGGAUGUCAUGAAUGUUCGAGCAUGUCAAGCUGACAUACAAAAUGCUAUUGGCUGA